AUGGCUGGCACGGACGAUUCAAACCGUGCUUCAAAGCCUGAAGAGAAAGAUACUCCGGUGGAGGCUGACGCGGAUAGCGAUGAAGAGGAAUUCCACGAUGCGCGGUUCCCCGCAGACGAAGAAGCUAGCCUCUUGAAGGAAGCCCAAGAUAUAAAGGCAGAGGCCAAUCAGCUGUUCAGCGCAGGAUGCUACGAUCAGGCCAUUUCAUGCUACGACCGAGCCCUCGCCUCGUGUCCAAACUACCUCGACUACGACAUCGCUGUAAUCCGAAGCAACAUUGCCGCCACAUACUUGAAGCUAGAGGAUUGGAAAUCAGCAACUGAUUCAGCAACAAUGGCAAUUGAGCGCCUGGACAAGGUCAUUCCGCCAGCUGCCGAGAAGAAGGACCAGAGCGAUUCGAAAGCAGCCGAUACACAAGCCAACGAUGCCGUCAUCGAACUCUCGGGGGAUGGUGAUGAGGCAGAGGAGAAAGAGCUCCAGCGGCUGAAGGACCAGGACGAGCAACGCACAAACGUUCUACGGAUUCGAGCCAAGGCUCUUAUGCGACGGGCCAAGGCCAAAUCAGAAACCGGCGGCUGGGCCAGCUUACAGGGUGCUGCGGAGGACUACCAGGCUCUCGCUGCCAUGGAGAAUCUCCCAGCAGGUGAUCGACGGAUUGUUCAGCGGGCUCUUCUGGAACUUCCGGAUCGGAUCAAGGAAGCCCGUGAAAAGGAGAUGGGGGAGAUGAUGUCGAAAUUGAAGGGCCUGGGCAAUGGUAUCUUGAAACCAUUCGGUUUAUCGACAGACAACUUCAAUUUCGUCCAAGAUCCCAAUACUGGAGGCUAUUCGAUGAACUUCCAGUCUUGA
Molecule: messenger RNA, 846 nt
Organism: Penicillium atrosanguineum
Lineage: Eukaryota; Fungi; Ascomycota; Eurotiomycetes; Eurotiales; Aspergillaceae
Exons: 3
Coding region: 1-846 (281 amino acids)
Molecular function (GO): protein binding
Source: RefSeq, a predicted model, not a curated record